Molecule: messenger RNA, 2394 nt
Organism: Cyprinus carpio (common carp)
Lineage: Eukaryota; Metazoa; Chordata; Actinopteri; Cypriniformes; Cyprinidae
Gene: igfbp5b
Product: insulin like growth factor binding protein 5b
Biological process (GO): regulation of insulin-like growth factor receptor signaling pathway
Cellular component (GO): extracellular region
Molecular function (GO): insulin-like growth factor II binding; fibronectin binding; insulin-like growth factor I binding
Source: RefSeq, a predicted model, not a curated record
UUUAUCAUGUCACAUCCAUGUUGCCUUUUGACGCGUUUCGUCUUGAAUCUGCUGGAAAGCCGCUAAGCUUCGUGCACGAAUCUGACGCUUUAUACUACCGGCCACAAAGUGCACGGAAGAUCUCAGAGGAGCAUAUCUUCGAUUUUGCAUGGAUUUGUGUUUUGCUCUGCGCUCUUGGCAUCACUGCGUAAAAGACUGAUCCUAUUGCCGAGGGGGGAGAAAGGCGCUGGCGCUGCGCCACGAUCUGGCAAGUGCGCCUCCCUUCACCGCUGUUUGGCUUAUUCAUAGUUAGGGGUUUGGGUUUGGCUGUUUUUAAAAAGGCAAGCACUGCUGUGAAGUUGAUCAGUCUGCUCAGAAAACUUACAGAGGGGAAAGUGUUUUGGAAUCGGAAAGUCCAGAAUUUCAGUGCGCAACCAAUUGCGCACAAACUGGACUAGAGGAGAAUACCCAAGUGAAUCAUUUAUUAUUAUUAUUAUUUUAUUUUUAAUUUUUGUUUUAUAUAUGUAUAUAUUUAUAUGAAAGAUCGACCGGAUUCUUUUUCAUCAUCUAUUUUUCAUCAAAGACUGUUUUUAUUUUCUAAUUUUUAAGACACCCCAACCUGUGCUUUCACUUUGCAUGCGGAGUUUUCACUCGAAUCUGAGCCAAACGUUCAUGCGUUCUCAUAUCUAGUUCUCGCUGUUUUUUUCUCAUUUAAAUCGGAUCUCAUUCACUUUGAAACGAAGCAUGGCUCUUCUUGUGCUGGGUACAUUUUUCACGGCGUUGUCCAUCAGCGGAGGCUCUUUCGUGCCGUGCGAGCCGUGCGAUCAGAAAGCGCUCUCCAUGUGUCCUCCGGUCCCGGUGGGCUGUCAGCUGGUGAAGGAGCCCGGCUGCGGUUGCUGCUUGACUUGCGCUCUGGCGGAGGGGCAGGCGUGCGGGGUGUACACCGGUACAUGCACGCACGGACUGCGCUGCCUGCCGCGCAACGGCGAGGAGAAGCCGCUUCACGCCCUGCUGCACGGCAGGGGAGUGUGCACGAACGAGAAGGGAUACAAACCACAGCACCCACCCAUUGAUCGUGAAUCAAUAGAGCAUGAUGAUACAGUGAAGCCAGACACGCCUGAAGACCAGAUUCCUAAAAUUCCCCUUUACCCCAAACCAGACGUAAUCAACAGCAUGAAGAAUGCUGCCGUGCGCAAGGACAAAAAGAAACAACUGGAGAAGCAUCGGUCAGUGGUGUCGAUUGACUACUCCACUCUUCCCAUCGACAAGCAUGAGCCUGAAUUUGGUCCCUGCAGAAGGAAGCUGGAUGGAAUCAUUCAAAGUAUGAAAGACACCUCCCGCAUCAUGGCUCUCUCACUCUACCUGCCUAACUGUGACAAGAAGGGCUUCUUCAAGCGCAAACAGUGCAAGCCCUCCCGCGGCCGGAAACGAGGCAUCUGCUGGUGUGUGGACAAAUAUGGUGUGCAGCUGCCCGGCACUGACUACAGCGGCGGUAACAUCCAGUGCAAGGAUUUGGAGAACAGCAACAACAACGAGUGAGAAUCAACCCACCCUGAUCACCGGACCUAGGGCCCACCUCCUUGUCCUGUCCCACCAGUCUACCCACCAGUCACUUUGAGAUUUUGAUGCAAAAUGACAAAGACACACAACAGCUAUUACAAAUAUAAACAACCAGACUAAAAAGAAAAUGUUAAAGUGAGAUAAUCCACAGGAAUCGUUUUGACUGAGCGCUCAUCUCUCUCUCACUGGACUCAACCAAUCAGAGGAGCCCCCUGCUAGAGCUGAGUCCCGGCAACAACAAUAAAAAAAUUGCUAAAAAAUAUAUAUAUACAUACAAUUAUAUAUUUUUAUAGAAACUGGGAUUUGAGCACCAUACUGUUUUGUUUAAAGUUAACAUAAAACAAAAAAAACUACAAAAAAAGAAUAUAUGGCAUGUUGAAUAUUAACAGGGCUAUCUUGGUCUUUUACAUCUUUUGCUGUCAAGGUAUCAAAGGAGACAGCAGGAACUUUUACUAUUUGAAAAAAAAGUGUUGUUUUCCCAAAAGAAAAGAAAGAAAGGAAAACACAUGGUAGAGAUCUGCUGAUACAGUCAUCUCUAUCUGGCUUUUUUGGUCCUGUCAGAGCACUUAUUCUUUGGGGAACCUGCUUGGAAAUGUGUAACUUCACCAAGUUCAGUGUAUGCGUGUAUGUACGAGUGUGUGCUUUCGUGCGCACGCGUGUGAGGAAUGAAAUAUGGCGAUAGCUUUGAAAAAAAUUUUUUUUUUUCUUUCUUUCUUUGUGGCAUACCCCGUCCAGAACGUAGUGAAAACCAAGAUCCCAUUAGACAAAUCUGUUUCAGUGGCUCUAGACUUUGUAGCUUACCUAACAUGCCAACCGUGCCUAUGUAAACAGACGCUGCCACACAGAGUUACACGG